AAGGCCUUCCGGUUCCUCCAAUAGAUCAGCUGACUCUGAUGCCGCUGUCAGGAGACUUCACGUACUGUAGGCGUAUUGAAUGGCAACUGUGAAAAUGAUCAAGCUUUAGAUACGCACAAAUAGAUAUAUUUAAACUAUAACCAGAUACAUUUAAUAUAGAGUCUGUUUGCUGGCUGCACCACUGCUGUAACCAUGACAGAGUUUUGGUUGAUCUCUGCACCUGGAGAGAAGACCUGUCAGCAAACAUGGGACAAAAUGACGGCAGCCACUACACGUCCCAACAACCUGUCUGCCAACCAUAAGUUCAGCAUCCCAGACCUCAAGGUCGGGACGCUAGAUGUCUUGGUCGGACUUUCUGAUGAACUGGCCAAAUUAGACUCCUUUGUUGAAAGUGUGGUGAAGAAGGUGGCUCAGUACAUGGCCGAUGUGCUGGAGGACAGCCGAGACAAAGUGCAAGAGAACCUGCUGGCAAAUGGAGUUGAUCUCGUCACCUAUAUUACAAGAUUUCAGUGGGACAUGGCUAAAUAUCCCAUCAAACAGUCUCUUAAAAACAUCUCUGAGAUAAUCUCAAAGCAAAUAACGCAGAUUGACAAUGACCUGAAGACCCGAGCAUCGGCUUACAACAACCUGAAAGGAAACCUGCAGAACUUGGAGAGGAAAAACGUGGGGAGCCUGCUCACUAGAAGCCUGGGUGACAUAGUCAAGAAGGAACACUUUGUGCUGGACUCUGAGUACCUUAUCACUCUGCUGGUAGUUGUACCAAAGGCGUCAUACAAUGACUGGGAGAAGACUUAUGAAACACUUGCAGAGAUGGUUGUGCCUAGAUCAUCCAAUCUGCUAUGUGAAGACCAAGACAGUGGACUGUUUAGUGUCACUCUAUUUAGAAAAGCCAUUGAUGACUUCAAGCACAAAGCCAGAGAAAACAAAUUCACAGUGAGAGAGUUUCAGUACAAUGAGGAAGAGAUGAGGGCAGACAAAGAGGAAAUGACACGGCUCUCCACAGAUAAGAAGAAACAGUUUGGGCCACUUGUCCGAUGGUUAAAAGUGAACUUCAGCGAAGCCUUCAUCGCGUGGAUCCACAUUAAAGCACUGAGGGUUUUUGUGGAAUCUGUUUUAAGGUACGGGCUGCCAGUCAAUUUUCAGGCCAUGCUGCUGCAACCAAACAAGAAGACCAUGAAGAAGCUGAGGGAGGUUCUCAAUGAUCUCUACAAACACCUGGACAGCAGUGCAGCAGCAAUCAUUGACUCUGCGAUGGACAUCCCAGGAUUGAACCUGAGCCAGCAAGAGUAUUAUCCCUACGUCUACUACAAGAUCGACUGCAACCUGUUGGACUUCAAAGUUUAACCCCUCCCCUGAUUUUAUGGUUUUGCUGAGUGUUGAUUAAGUUGUGUUUUUUUGCCACUCCCCAUUCCCCACUUUUUCCUCUCACUGUCUUCGCCCCAUGAGCUGCUUAAAUCGUAAUUUUGCAUGUUCAUUCCUUGUGGUGAAAAGGCUCAACAACAAGCUUUGUCCCACUUUGACAAACAAGGGACAAAAACAAAAAAGGAGACUUUUAAAUAUGAUAUUUGUUUACAGUUUAUUGUUCACAACUGUUGCUUUUUUUGAUGUAAAACAAUGAAAGUGAAUGAAAACAUGCUGGAUAGUUGUACAUUCCACGUGAGUUGAUUUGUAUUGCUGGCUACUGGACAUCAUCUGUGUCUGCGUUCAGAGAUUUCUAUUUACAUGAAAUUAAUAUUAUCCUGGUAACCAUGGGAACCAGAGGUGUUUCUCAGAUGGCCCCUGCAGAAACAUAUAAGAGCAUAUAUUGUGGUCCUAUGUUGUGUUGUGUGUAUAUGUGCUGUCAACAGGAUAUCUAUAUCAGAGUACUGUGUAAGCCACUGAUUGAAUAAAUAUGAGCAGUGUGUGUCAAUGUG
Messenger RNA from Betta splendens (Siamese fighting fish), 1913 nucleotides. Its product is annotated as V-type proton ATPase subunit C 1-A-like. Gene Ontology annotation, biological process: proton transmembrane transport. Gene Ontology annotation, molecular function: proton-transporting ATPase activity, rotational mechanism. NCBI's taxonomy places the organism in Eukaryota, Metazoa, Chordata, Actinopteri, Anabantiformes, Osphronemidae. The transcript is spliced from 13 exons. Gene Ontology annotation, cellular component: vacuolar proton-transporting V-type ATPase, V1 domain; lysosomal membrane. The coding region runs from base 193 to 1344 and encodes 383 amino acids. The record is from RefSeq and is a predicted model, not a curated record.